This is a messenger RNA of Plectropomus leopardus (leopard coralgrouper), 3531 nucleotides long. Its product is annotated as pleckstrin homology domain-containing family S member 1-like. NCBI's taxonomy places the organism in Eukaryota, Metazoa, Chordata, Actinopteri, Perciformes, Serranidae. The record is from RefSeq and is a predicted model, not a curated record.
CAUCCAGCUUCCUCAUGCAGCAACGCUGAUUGUCAACGAGAGCGAGCUGAGCAGAAUCUCUCAACAGGUGCCUCACAGGUCUGGUGUCACAAUGCAUAGGAACAAGAGCACAGGCGGAAGUGCGGUGUUCUACAGGCCAGUUGGAACAACAACGGAAGUGAGAUCUGGAUACCUGUUCAAGUCUCCUCCCCAGAAACGUUUGCAGGCAGAGAGAUCAUGGAAGAAGCGGUAUUUUGUGUUGUUCAAAGUCAGUGAGCAAGAACACCUACUGAAGUACUUCAGGAGUCCAACGGAAAAAGACAGGCCGCUCGGAGGGAUAGACUUAUCGCAGAUCUCACUAUUGUAUGUGAGCCCCCAAAACCAUUCAAGAUGGCCUUGGGUACAGAAGAGCUUCAAGUGCUCCCCAUCCUGUGUGCUCUACAUCAGGGCGGCUGACCGGGACUACUUUCUCGUCGGGGAAAGCAGCGAGGACGUGGAUGGCUGGUUCUUUGACCUGUUUGAAGCCCUGAAAAACCGGCCACAUAAAUGUAUGACAGAGGACAUGUCCAAUGGGCAGCAAACAAUUGAGGUUAUUUCAAACCCACUAUUGCGAAAAAAGAGUUUGGCCUCUUCUGCCUCUGCACUUGAAAAGGCAGAAUUGAAAAUUCGGUCCAUGUCUGACCCAUCUUCAAACUCUAUGGAUAAUGACAAUGAGAAAUCAAAGGAAGAUGAAGAGUAUGCCAAAAGACGUGCAUCAGCGCCUCCGAAUCCAAUCUAUGACUAUCCGAGACCCUACUUAGCACAAUCAAAAGGGCAACAUGGCACGACCCGUCGCAAAAGCUUGGACUCAUUAUAUGAAUCAAUGCGGGAGGUCAGACAUAAUGCACAAGUAGCUCAGGCGGCCGACCGUGAAGUCGAGGAGGUCACCACGGGCAGCCUGAUGAGGUCUGUCACUCAGGUCUUUGACAGGCUGAAGACACAGAUUUCACCACUGCCCACAUUCGACGAGGAGGAAACAGCAGACAGAGAAGAAACACGUCUGACAUCAGACUUCAGCAGCAGCUCCAGCGACAACGGUGCCACCUCUCCUGUCGAGAUGCUGGAGGGACAAAAUGUGCACACACCAGACAAACUGAGCUCUACUGAAAGCCUUGACAUCAUUAACCCCGAGGAGAGAGAUUUGGAGGUGAAGCAGGCAGAUUUGAAAAAACACCUGACACUAACAGAAGUGGAUGGGAAACCAAGUGUGUCUGGGUGGACGGGCCAGCCCCAGUCAGUGUGCCUGUUUCACAAAGGAGACCAAAUUUUGGCAAUUAAUGACUUGCACACCAGCAGCGUGGAGGAGUUCAACAUGUAUCUCAGCAAGUGUCUCAAGAAUGAGGUGAAAGUGACCAUCCUGCGUCUGCCUGGAUGCCUUCCUUUGCAUUCACCAAACUGUGUGUGCACUGACUGAAUGCAAACUGACCGUUAGACAUGAGACUUCCACAAUACUUUGGUCUGUACCAUGUGUUCACCUCUUGAGACAACUGACAGUAUUUUUGCAGGGCUAUGGGCAGUUCCUAUUGAUCUGUCACUCUACUAGUUUACUCUAUUUUAACGUCUAGAGGAGCUUAAAGUAAAGGUAUAAGUAAACAGUUACUUAAUGAUAUUAAAAUCUCAUAUAUCAUGGCUUGUGUGUACAAAGAGCAUUUUAGUUGUCAAGCGCUCGCUGUGUAAACAAUGAUUUGCAGUUUUAACAGAGCGUGGUUUAUGACAUCACUGUGUCAUUGUGUACUGUAUUUACCGUAGACAAGAUGUUUGUUCUCAAAAGGUGUCCGGAGAAGGAAACAAAAAGGCAGUGGAUUUGCUGAAACAUUUUUUCCUCAUACCAUCUGUAUGUUGCAAAAUAAAAACCAAAAAAGAAAGAAAAGAGAAGUACAUUCUCGCAACAAACACUCCCGGACCUGAGACAAAUGUGUUUCGUUAAAACUGAAAAGUGUAAGGCAUUUAUUGCAAAUACAUGGUGCAAUAUCAACAUGGUUACUGUAUAUAGACUUCUAUAAGAAUGCUUUCCUUAAAAUAAUUAACUUUAAUCCGAGAUGGCAUGAAGCAACAGCAUUUAUCAACCGAGUUAAAACAACAUGAAGAACACGACGAUGUUAAACAAAAGACAAAAUGCACUGAAUCUACAGUUAUGAGCCCAAUUAAGCAAUUAAAGGGUAACGCCGCUAUAUUUCAAUCUGGACACUAUUUUCCCAUGUUAUUCUAUCCAAGUGACAAAAGGGAACAAUAUUUAUUGAAACUGGUCCAGUAUUGAGUGGAAAACACUGCAGCUGGCAGCAGCAAAACAGGCUGCGAUGUGACCACUCAGGGCAUUUGUGCACCGUCAACGAACGUCCAUUAACAGUUCUGUUUUUGCUGACAGGAUCAAAUUAUUAUUCAAAGUGUCUGAAAGAGUUUUAGAAAGUAUCUCUACAGACAUAGACGUUUUUGCUAUAAGGGGUAAAUUCCUUUUUGUUUGGGGCACCCAGUAGCUCACCUGGUAGAGCAGGUGCCCCAUAUACAAAGGCUAUGUCCUUGCUGCUACACAAUUUCGCAACAAACAUUUUAACUCUAUUUGUCUCUUUAUAACUAACUUUAGUAAGAGCUAAGCUGCAUAACGAAUGUGAAUGUCAUCAACCAGCAAUGCUGAUUCAUUUCCAGCUUGCUCAGUAUUUGUUGCCUGUGAUGAAAUUGCUUUAGAAACCGUGUGUCAAAUGACCUUCUGGAGACACAAAUAGAAGGCCACAUUGUAGGUUUAAGUGCCUUUGUUACAUACAAAAAAGGCAUAUGUCCGACUUUUUCCCUCCCUUUCCUUAUUCAUCUUGAGAAUACUUUGACAGUAAUUAGCGGAUGGAAAAGAAAAAGAUUUAAGAAGAGACUAGUAUUUCAUUCACCUCAGGGAGAGUCUUGUAAAUUAAUAUGCAGACGGAAUGGUGUUGCACCCGGAGCGGUGUUUCACCCAUUUCUCUGAGAUUUGAAGCAGAAACGUGACUCCGGCAGCUGACAAUAAUGUGCUGGAAAGUAGUUUCAAUAUUGUGAAGAUGGUUUUUAAUCCUUUUUUAAAUUAUAUUUGGUGAACAAAGCCACUCUCGGACAAAGACAACAUCAAAUGUAAAUUAUCUGCAAGGCCCACUUGAAGGGCUACAAACUAUUAAAAAUGCUUUAAAAAACGCUAAAUUAUGUCCAAAGAGAGAAAGGACAAAGCUAAACCCUCAAUAUUAAAUAAAAUACUAUCUGACACUAAUUUUAAGGCGAGCUUUCCCAUGACUUUGUAUCAGCUUUCCCAAGAUUAAUGUUUCAAGUUUUAAUAGAGCUAUUUAAAGAGAUAUGAGCUCUUGCAAAGAAAUUAUUCAGGACAUAUAUUCCAUUUUUCAACUGUGAUGCUCAAGCUGCUCUGUAUUAUUACUACACUCUGUUAUAAAUGUAUGCAUUCUUUGCCAGGGUGCAGCAAAUACAGGUUGUACUGGGACAUUGAAUCUGUGUUUUAUUUGUAAAAUAAUUUUGAGUAAAUUUUACCAGAUUGUUACAAAA